Molecule: messenger RNA, 1332 nt
Organism: Nicotiana tabacum (common tobacco)
Lineage: Eukaryota; Viridiplantae; Streptophyta; Magnoliopsida; Solanales; Solanaceae
Source: RefSeq, a predicted model, not a curated record
UAUAGCUUGCUAUUUUUACCUGAAUAAAUCUUUUCAAGUCGUCUCUCCCAACUGGAAAAGCUAACACAGUUGCAGCAGAAAUGGCUCAUGUAGUUAAGCCUCUAAUGAAUUGGCCAAAAUGGCAUCACUAUUUAUACGUUCGCGCCUCAUUCGUUCACCUGGUUCAAUCACCAAUUCCACUCUUCUCGAGCAGUAACGUCCGUCAACCGCCGUUAUCCACGGCAUCACAUUCCGCUUUCCGGCAAGCUCAUUUUCGUUCCGGCGCCGCCGUUAAAUCGCGUGAUACUUUAUUACCUCCGGAUCCCUAUGAGAGUGAGAGUGAUUCCGAUGGAAAAACAAGGAAGAGUCGCAACGAGAAGAAGCGUGAAGCUCGUCGCGCUGUUCGGUGGGCCAUGGAUUUAGCUAAGUUCUCUCCUCCUCAAAUUAAGCACAUUCUCAGAGUGGCUUCGACGGAGCAAGAGGUAUUGGAUGCCGUCCUGCUAGUCAAGAGACUAGGUCCUGACGUUCGAGAAGGAAAGCGAAGACAAUUUAAUUACAUAGGUAGAUUAUUGCGGGAAGUUGAUCCUGAAUUGAUGGAUGGUUUAAUUCAGGCAACAAAAGAUGGAGACCAAACUAAAUUUCAGGCUUUAUCUGGUUCGGAACUUUCGGCUACUGAAGAUGUUGAUGAGGAAGUUGAAGAGACUGAAUAUGAGGAUGACGAAGAUGAUUCUGAGGACGAUAUUGCUUUAGCUGAUAGGUGGUUUGAUGGCUUGAUAGAUAAGGACGCUGACAUCACAAAAGAAAUCUAUUCUCUAACUGAGGUUGACUUUGAUCGCCAGGAGUUACGUGGUCUUGUUAGGAAAGUACAAUCAAUACGAGAACAACGGAGCAAUUCAGACGAGGAUGAUGAAGGAAAAGUAAACAGUGAUAUUGUCCGUGCAGAAAGGUCCCUCACCCGUUUCCUUCGAGGUCUAGCCAAGCAGCUUUCAGCUGAAUAGAGUGUCAGAUUCAUCUGGGAGCAUUAUGCUACCACAUGGCCAUCAAUAGAUCCUCAAGAAGUACAUGCGUACUCGUGAUUCUUCCCAGUACAUGCAUGUACUAUCUGGAAGUUAGAUUACAUUUCUCUGAUCCCAUGGCUUCUUAUUUCCCUCUAUUAUUUUUGUCCUUUUUUUUAGGGAAGGGGGUUUGGGGGAAUGGGUGGGAGAUUCUUUUCGCUGUAGAUCAACAUCCACUGUCUAGUGCCUUAAGCCAGAACAUUACUGGAUGUUUGUGUGGAACGCUACUACUGGAGUAUUUAAGUUAAAAUCUUUGAAUAUUUGCAUAACAAAUAAUGCAACGUACAAGCUUUAAAUA